AUGCAAUCAAAUUCAAAGAGUUCGAGGCUUGCUCCAGCUUUGAGUAUAUUUCCAAAUCUGAAAGCCCCUCACAAAACCCUACUUUUCCACCAAAUAUGUGUUCUUCUUAUCACAUUUCUUGCAUAUGCUUCAUUCCAUGCAUCUAGGAAACCUCCCAGUAUUGUUAAGAGUGUUUUGGGACCCGCUGCUCCAACCAAUUUAACUCAUGUUGAUUUAGGUUGGCCCCCUUUUAAUGGAACUCAGGGAACUCACCGGCUCGGCGAGGUUGAUCUCGCAUUCCUCACUGCUUACUCUAUUGGCAUGUAUUUGGCUGGUCAUGUUGGAGAUAGGAUUGAUUUGCGCUUGUUCCUUGUGUUUGGGAUGAUGGGUAGUGGGGUUUUUACUAUACUUUUUGGGUUAGGGUACUGGUUAGAUGUUCAUGUGUUGGGCUUUUUCGUCACUGUUCAGAUUUUUUGUGGAGUGUUUCAGUCUAUUGGUUGGCCUUGUGUUGUUGCAGUUGUGGGGAAUUGGGUCGGGGAAUCAAAGAGGGGAUUCAUAAUGGGGGUAUGGAAUUCUCAUACCUCCGUGGGGAAUAUAAUUGGUUCCGUUAUUGCCUCCGGUGUCUUGGAAUUUGGAUGGGGUUGGUCUUUUGUGCUGCCUGGAUUUCUCAUCAUUUUGGUUGGGGUUUUGGUAUUUUUGUUUCUUGUUGUGAAUCCCGAGGAUGUAGGUUUUGCGCAUCCUGGAAUGGACAUUGAAAUGACUCUCGAGGAUGUAGGUUUUGCGCAUCCUGGAAUGGACAUUGAAAUGACUCUUGAGACGGACGCUGCAGAGGUUCCGCCAAAAGUUGAUUCAGAGGAAGCAAAGCUAAUUGUUCCUGAUAAUUCAGUUACAGAUUCUUCAUCUGCUAUUGGAUUUUUAGAGGCGUGGAAGAUACCUGGAGUUGCUCCGUUUGCAUUUUGUCUCUUUUUUUCAAAAUUUGUUGCUUACACUUUCUUGUAUUGGUUACCCUUCUACAUCAGGCACACAGAGGUUGCUGGGGUUAAUCUAUCUCACAAAACUGCUGGGUUACUUUCAACAAUAUUUGACAUUGGAGGAGUCUUAGGAGGAAUAACAGCCGGUUUCAUUUCUGAUAUGAUUGAAGCGCGUGCUGUUACUUCAAUUAUGUUCUUGUUUCUAUCAAUUCCAGCCCUUCUUUUGUAUCGCUUUUUGGGGAGCAUUUCUAUGUUUACCAACAUCACAUUGAUGUUUCUUUCUGGAUUUUUGGUGAAUGGUCCAUACUCGCUAAUCACAACUGCUGUGGCUGCCGAUCUCGGUACUCAGGGCUUUAGUGGUGGGAGUUCUCGGGCACUGGCUACUGUUACUGCAAUCAUUGAUGGUACUGGUUCUGUCGGAGCUGCUCUUGGACCACUUCUAGCAGGUUAUGUUUCAACUAGGGGAUGGAACAGUGUAUUUUUUAUGCUCGUUUUAUCUAUUUUCUUUGCUGGUUUAUUCUUGAUUAGAGUCGUAAGAACUGAGAUACAAGAGAAACUUUCUGGAAAGUGA
Vicia faba (fava bean) is the source of this 1521-nucleotide messenger RNA. The record is from the annotation of a GenBank genome assembly. NCBI's taxonomy places the organism in Eukaryota, Viridiplantae, Streptophyta, Magnoliopsida, Fabales, Fabaceae.